Messenger RNA from Aspergillus calidoustus, 1623 nucleotides. NCBI's taxonomy places the organism in Eukaryota, Fungi, Ascomycota, Eurotiomycetes, Eurotiales, Aspergillaceae. The record is from the annotation of a GenBank genome assembly.
AUGAGUACUCUCCGCCAUAGCCAGUCCGCUCGGUCUCCUCCACACACCCCGCAACACCAAUUGCGCUCGAACAACAACUCCUUCGCGAGCAACUCUUCCGGGUCCACAUACCGCGUCGAAGAAGAUGCGGUAAUAUUCGAACUCGGCGCUCGGUGGCUCCGAGCCGGAUUUGAGGGCGAGAGCGAGCCGAAAUGCAUAGUCGGAUUCGGACCGGAGGAGUCACGCAGGGUCGGGGAUUACAGAGGAUGGUUGCGAGGCACAGCCGCGGAACAAGAAACACCGACGCAACCGGCGACGCCGGAAGAUUGGACGAGGCCGUACGAGCUGUGGAAUAUGGACCUGCGCGAUGUCGAUCUGGGGCUCGUCGAGGAUAAGAUUGAGCGAGCGGUUCGGGAGACGUACAACAAGUAUCUGUUGACGGAUGCGGGACUUGCGCGAUUGGUUCUCGUUCUUCCAUCGGUGGUGCCACAUCCGCUGCUCUCUUCGGUUUUGACGACGUUGUUUAUUCGGUGGCGGUUCCCAAGCAUUACGUUGUUGAAUAAUGCUGCGAUGGCGACGACGGCAGCUGGACUGCGGUCGGCGUUGGUGGUUGAUAUUGGUUGGGCGGAAACGGUGGUUACCGGGGUUUACGAGUAUCGAGAAGUCGCGACGAAACGAACUACACGGGCUAUGAAGGCGCUGAUACAGGAGACGGGACUGUUGAUUACACAGAUUAUAGAUGGGGAGUCACAGCCUCGAGAUACGUUAUUGGUGGACUUUGAGUAUUGUGAGGAAGUUGCCAGUCGCUUCUUGUGGUGCAAGCCUUCACAGGGACAAGACACAUUGGCCGAGAUUUCAGACAAGACGGUAUCAAUUCCGUCCCCCUCAGAUCCUGGGUCAUCAUACAUCGACCUUCCAUUCUCGAAACUUACGGAACCAGUGGAAAAGGUCCUCUUUGCCAAAGACAUGGUGCUUCCCGACCUGGACGAUGAAGAAAAACCACUUCCGCUGGUGGUAUAUAACACGCUCCUAAACCUACCUCCAGAUGUCCGCGGAAUAUGCAUGUCACGCAUUGUCUUCAUGGGCGGUGGAGCCAACAUCGCAGGGGUCCGCCGCCGGGUGCUCAACGAGGUAGGGCUUCUGGUGAAGCAGUACGGCUGGAGCCCCGUGCGCGGCAAAGUCAUCGACCGAAACAUACAGAAGCUACAAGAACUCCAGCUCUCCCAACCACCGGCACCAAAAUACGACACAGCCCGCGAGCACACAGAGUCCGACUCCUCCGCGUCCGAAGACGGCUACGAAACCGCCGAUGAACCAGAUACAGAGAUCGACCCAAUUGAGCAGAAACUACAGCGCGCGAGGGACAAGGAAGCCGUCCCAAUUGUCCAGGGUAUCCUCCGUGAAGUCGAGACCCUCGGCCCCUGGGCUGGCGCAAGUCUCGUCACCAACCUCAAGGUCCGAGGCGUGGUGGAGAUCGAGCGGGAGAAGUACCUGCAGCAUGGCCUUGCGGGUGCCACAAGGGACUGGGAUCAUAGCCACAAGGACGCCAAGGACUUGAAUGUGCAUUCGCAGAUUCCGGACCGGCGGUCUGGGUUGAGGAGUGGCGGGGAUAGGUCGAGCUGGACUUUGGCGGGUUGGGGGUGA